Ilyonectria robusta is the source of this 1383-nucleotide messenger RNA. RefSeq lists its product as uncharacterized. The transcript has 5 exons. Bases 64 to 1083 code for a protein of 339 amino acids. The record is from RefSeq and is a predicted model, not a curated record. Gene Ontology annotation, molecular function: DNA-binding transcription activator activity, RNA polymerase II-specific; transcription cis-regulatory region binding. Gene Ontology annotation, cellular component: RNA polymerase II transcription regulator complex. NCBI's taxonomy places the organism in Eukaryota, Fungi, Ascomycota, Sordariomycetes, Hypocreales, Nectriaceae.
CCGCAAACGACCGACCUUCCAUCCCCUGGCUUUCCACCUCCCGCCAUUUCCCGCUAUAUCGCGAUGGCGCCUCCCAUCUUCCGCAUUUUCAAUCCCGCAGCGCCGAAGGAGGAUCCUGCAGAGAAGCGACGCGCUCAAUUGCGACAGGCCCAGCAGUCGUAUCGCAAACGUAAAAGCAGAUAUGCAAAGGGCCUUGAAGAUGAUCUUGCCGCCUCAAAAACGCAUACGGUCCAUCUGAUGCUCAAGAACGAGGAGCUGAGCAAUACUGUCCAAGCCCUUCUACAGAUUCUUGCGCAGAAUGGCAUCGAUAUUCCAGAUGACUCGUGCAUCAACAUUCCCGUUUACCAGGAUACCAAUCGCCUCCAACAAAAAUCUUUCAUCCUGCCGCCGGACAACAUCCACACUGGUGAUCAUGAGGUGAGAUAUGACGCGAGAUCGAACCGCGCUCCUCCUCAACUAGGCCGGGGCGAUUACACCACCUCGGUGCAGCAGUUGGCCUCGCCCGAGUCACUCAACGACUAUGAGGUCCUAGAGCCUCAGAGAGCGCCGCAACAUCAGACAUCGAAUGGCGGUGAAGUGGAUGAGUGGCCUCAAUUCAGCCAAGACCUCCAAACACCGCCGAGCGCUGGCAUAAGAGUCUGCGAUGUGGAUCAGAUUACAGUUGGGAUGGAAUUUGUCUUGAAAAUUGAAGAACCUUGCCUGGGCCAUGUUCAUGGCGACCCAAAACAACCGCAAGAGCCGUCUGGACAUGCGUUAACCGCCACGUCGCAAUUGCACUAUCUCUGUCCAACACCUCGUCAUAUCCAAAGCCCUCCGUCAUUCCAAGACACACCGGCAGAAAUACUAGAACGGCUUUUAGCUCUUACCCCGGAGGUCGCCUCAGAUGGAGAAAUGACUCCAAUCCAAGCGUGGAAUAGCCUUCGAAAGCGGCCGGUUUUCGCUGGACUGCAACUCAAAUCCCUGAUGAUUCUGGCUGAGAGGUUGCGCGACGCAGUGAGCUGUCACGGUUUUGGAGCGGUAGUCAAGCACGAGGUCUUCGAGACCAUGGUAUUUGAAUCCGUAAUGCUUAAAGGUGCGGUGUAGCCUGACUAGGUAGGUUAAAUAGGUUUCGGCACACAGGAGAAUGUGCAAGGUUUCGGAAAGUCUGAUGUGGGUGGCAUGGAUAAGACAUCGUGGCAUGUUUCAUUGUAUGCCAGGGAAGAGUUCCAGUAUCGAAAACACGACCAUUGGGCUCAAAUGCUACAAUUUUUUGUGGGAUAAGAGAAUCGAAUCACUACAGCCUAGCGGCGUCUGGGUAGGGCACCGAUAAAAACCAUUUACAAGCGGGGAACUUUACGUUCGAUAUGGAGGACAAUUAUGAAUAGGGACAUUAUUUAAUGCUAU